This is a messenger RNA of Phytophthora nicotianae INRA-310, 297 nucleotides long. RefSeq lists its product as hypothetical. The record is from RefSeq and is a predicted model, not a curated record. The transcript has a single exon. Bases 1 to 297 code for a protein of 98 amino acids. NCBI's taxonomy places the organism in Eukaryota, Oomycota, Peronosporomycetes, Peronosporales, Peronosporaceae.
AUGAAGUUCCAGUUUUCCAACUUCUCGUCUAGCACCCAGUACCCUUCAACACUCCUCUUCCAAAUGCGGUGGUCGAAAACCAAACGAGAGGAGCGGGAUUCCCCAGAGCAGCUCAUUCUUGGCAGCAUGAACCCCAAGAUGUGUGCGUUGCUUAACCUCGCCGUGUACAUUGAGGCAACAUCGAAUAUGGCAAGUUCUGAGUAUUUGUACGGCAAUCCCAAAGACGGAGACCGUAAUGUACGACGAUUUUUAAAAGAUAUGGUUGGUAAUGAAGCCUUCAAGAAGCCUAAAUUGUGA